AUGGAGGGCGCUGCUGUGCACGAGGACUCCAUAGUAUCGCUGGGCGACGUAACAUUUCACACCGCGUCGAUCCCAGCAGUGGACACCAACCUCUACAGUCUGUCUUCCGAAGAAGCUGCAUUCUUCAAGGCGCAAACCGGUAUCGAUGACGAUGAAGACUUGAAAAGACAUAUUCUGGAAGUUCAAGCGAAAGCGUACGAGCUCGCAACAUAUCCUUGUAUUCAUGGAUUUGUCUUUCUUCGUUUGGAAUUAUCGCGUUUCGCUGUGUAUGAACAUAUCCUCAAGCUUGGUCGCGAGCGCCCUGACGCCAUAUUACUCGACAUUGGUUGUUGUUUCGGUGUCGACGCCAGAAAGGCUGCGAUGGACGGUUUUCCUGCGAAAAACAUCAUUGCAUCUGAUAUCAACAACGGGUUCCUCGAGCUAAGCCACGAACUUUUCAGAACGACACCAGCUUCUUACCCCGGGAGCUUCCUUCCUGGAGAUGUCUUCGAUCCAGCAUUUCUCUGCAUAGCUGAGCGGUCGGAUGAUGUCUCUUCCGCCCCGGCUAUCGAUUUGUCCUCGUUGAAAUCCCUCAACCCCCUUCAUGGGCGCAUUAGCGCAAUAAAUGCUGCCAAGUUCUUCCAUCUAUUCAGCGAGGAGAAACAAUUGCACCUUGCAAGGGCACUGGCGGGUCUUUUAUCUGCGCAGCCAGGUUCCGUUAUUUGCGGUGAACAGGUCGGAACUCUCGAAACAGGCAUCGUAACUCCCAAGAUAUCGGGGUCUGUGCAUCAGUUAUUCGCACAUUCUCCCCAGACUUGGUCCUCUUUGUGGGAUGGAGAGGUGUUCGAGAAGGGCAGUGUUAAGGUAGAAACGGAGUUAGUUGAAGUUGCGAUUCACGGGAUGCAAUUCUUCGUGAUGACAUGGUCAGUGAUGAGAUUGUAG
Messenger RNA from Suillus paluster, 921 nucleotides. RefSeq lists its product as uncharacterized. NCBI's taxonomy places the organism in Eukaryota, Fungi, Basidiomycota, Agaricomycetes, Boletales, Suillaceae. The transcript has 5 exons. Bases 1 to 921 code for a protein of 306 amino acids. The record is from RefSeq and is a predicted model, not a curated record.